CCAUUUUCCACAACCACAGAUGUACUAAGUGUCAGACCAACCAACCCAAAGCAAAAAGCUCACGCGAGCUCCUCCAUUAAUGGCGGAUUCAAUCUCUUCUCUCCCUCUCUAUGAGAAAGUUUCUCACAAGAGCUUUAUACUCAGAACGGUCGAUCUCACGAUUCUUGGCCUUCUCUUUUCUCUUCUUGUCUAUCGAAUUAUAUACAUAAAUCAAUACGACAACGUUUGGAUCGUGGCGUUCCUGUGUGAAUCUUGUUUCUGCUUCGUAUGGUUACUUGUUACGAUUAUAAAAUGGAGCCCUGCGGAUUAUAAGACGUACCCUGACCGACUCCAUGAAAGGGUUCGUGAACUUCCUCCGGUGGAUAUGUUCGUGACGACGGCGGAUCCGGUGAUGGAGCCGCCGAUAAUCACAGUGAACACGGUGCUUUCGUUGUUGGCCGUGAAUUAUCCGGCGAACAAACUGGCCUGUUAUGUCUCCGACGACGGUUGCUCUCCCAUCAUCUAUUUCUCCCUCAGGGAAGCCUCGAGGUUCGCCAAGAUCUGGGUCCCGUUUUGCAAGAAACACAACGUUCAGAUCAGGGCUCCUUUCAGAUACUUCUCGAACCCGCCCAUUCAUCCAGAGGGUUCAGACUCGGGUCAAUUUGAGGAAGACUGGAAAAAUAUGAAGGUCGAGUACGAGAAGCUAAGCAGAAAACUAGAAGUAGUGGCCGAGAAUUCAUAUUGGCUGGACGCAGAUGAGGAUUUUGCUGCUUUUGCCAACAUAAACCCUCGAGACCAUGCAACAAUAAUCAAGGUGAUAAGGGAGAACAACGGAGGUGUAGGAGAAGACACGGAGGUGCCACAUUUGGUGUACGUUUCAAGAGAGAAAAGUCCAAUGCACCCUCAUCACUACAAAGCCGGUGCCAUGAAUGUUUUGGUACGAGUAUCUGGCUUGAUGACAAACGCACCGUACAUGCUGAACGUAGACUGCGAUAUGUACGUCAACAAUCCCGACGUUCUACGGCAAGGAAUGUGUUUGUUUCUUGGGUCCAAAACGCAAAACGAAUACGCAUUUGUUCAAUCUCCCCAGUUAUUCUACGAUACUUUCGGAGACGAAAUCGUCGUUUUACAAACUUAUAUUGGACGUGGAAUGGUCGGAAUCGACGGACCCAUUUACGCCGGGUCCGGGGGUAUUCACCGCCGAAGAAUUAUUUACGGUUUAUCUCCUCAUCAUUUAGACGAUGAUGGAAAUCUUUCUUCCAUUGCUAAAGUGGAAUUGUUAGGAGAGGGUAAAUUAGAAAGAGAAUACGGGGAUUGCAAGGAGAUGGUGAAGUCAGCAGUUGAAGCGUUGAGAGGAAAGUCAACUCCCCAGAAUGACCUUACGAUAUCCCUUGAAGCGGCUCAUCGGGUUGGAGCGUGUGACUACGAAUACACCACCAACUGGGGCAAAACGAUUGGUUGGUUAUAUGGUUCGACGACCGAAGAUGCGAACACAAGCGUUAGCAUACAUUCAAAAGGGUGGAAGAGUUUGUACAAUUCGCCUGACCCGCCGGCGUUCCUGGGAUGCAUGCCGGCGGGGGGACCGGCCGUCAUGGGCCAACAGCGGCGGUGGGCCACCGGCCUUCUCGAAGUUCUUUUCAACAAACAAAGUCCGGUUAUCGGAAUGUUGUACCGGAAAUUGGGGUUCCGAACCGGUUUAUGCUACCUAUACUUAUUCAUCUGGGGUAUAAGAUCGAUCCCCGAGCUUUGUUAUUCUCUCUUGCCUGCUUAUUGCAUUCUCCACAACUCUGCCUUCUUGCCCAAGGGGCCAUGCUUAAGCAUAGUCGUUGCACUUGUGGUGAUGCAUUCCCUCUACAAUCUCUGGGAAUACAUAAAUCUUGGUUUACCCAUUCAAAGUUGGCUCGUCACUCUAUUAUUCGCGAGAAUAAAGACGACAUGCGCGUGGCUAUUCAGCAUUCCAGACAUUAUACUUAAAUCUCUUGGAAUAUCGAACACCAUCUUCAUUCUCACGAAGAAGACUGCGCCUUCAUCUUCUCGACACAGGGACGAAGUCCCCGGGAAAUUUGUCUUCGAUGAUUCUGUCUACUUUUUACCAGGGACAGUGAUUUUGUUGGUGAAUCUUGCGGCCCUCCUCGGAUUCUUGGUCGGAAUGAGACCUCCGCCGGCGGAUAACGGCGGUGGCUACGGUGUCGGAGAGGUGUUGGCGUGCGUGUCGGUGGUUAUGUCGUUUUGGAUCUUCUUGAAGGGUUUGUUCGAGAAAGGGAAAUAUGGGAUUCCUGUUGCCACCAUUUCGAAAGCUGCCUUCUUGGCUUUCUCCUUUGUUAUCUUCUCCCUUAGGAUUUAUUCUCCCUCCUCCAUGUAAUCUUAUCACCAGUUUUCAAUUGAAAUAACAUUUAUCCACUCUUAUUUGACACUUUGGAUUUUAUA
Tarenaya hassleriana is the source of this 2406-nucleotide messenger RNA. RefSeq names its product cellulose synthase-like protein B4. The record is from RefSeq and is a predicted model, not a curated record. NCBI's taxonomy places the organism in Eukaryota, Viridiplantae, Streptophyta, Magnoliopsida, Brassicales, Cleomaceae. Bases 80 to 2341 code for a protein of 753 amino acids. The transcript is spliced from 9 exons. Gene Ontology annotation, molecular function: mannan synthase activity; cellulose synthase (UDP-forming) activity. Gene Ontology annotation, biological process: cellulose biosynthetic process; plant-type primary cell wall biogenesis. Gene Ontology annotation, cellular component: plasma membrane; trans-Golgi network.